This is a messenger RNA of Rhineura floridana, 4530 nucleotides long. It is a transcript of the gene HSPA12B, whose product is annotated as heat shock protein family A (Hsp70) member 12B. The record is from RefSeq and is a predicted model, not a curated record. The transcript has 13 exons. Bases 114 to 2162 code for a protein of 682 amino acids. Lineage: Eukaryota; Metazoa; Chordata; Lepidosauria; Squamata; Rhineuridae.
AGCCAGAAAGGAAGGCAGAGUAAGGCUGGGAGGAGAGCUGGACUGGGAGUCCGGGGCCAGGCAGACGCUCUGGGUAUGACCUGCCGCUUACAAGCCAGGAAGGUGCUGUGAAGAUGUCAGCCCUUGUAGAGCCUGCGAUGCACACUCUCCGGAUCGGUACAAAUGGUGAGCAGUCUCGCACCCCAUCUCCGCAAAACUCUCCCAGACUCCACAAUGAAAGCUGCAGCAUUGCCCCUCUGACACCGUCCCAGUCACCGAGGAAUGAAAUCCGGACACGUCAAUCCACUCCCUUCUCUGUGGUGGUAGCCAUUGACUUUGGCACAACCUCCAGCGGCUAUGCCUUCAGUUUUGUCAGCGACCCAGAAGCCAUUCACAUGAUGAGGAAAUGGGAAGGUGGCGAUCCUGGAGUAGCCCAUCAGAAGACCCCCACUAGCCUCCUCCUGACCCCAGAAGGCAAUUUCCACAGCUUUGGGUAUACCGCCAGGGAUUAUUACCAUGACCUUGAUCCUGAUGAGGCUCGUGACUGGCUGUACUUUGAAAAGUUCAAAAUGAAAAUCCACAGCACCAGUGACUUGACCAUGAAAACUGAACUGGAAGCAGUGAACGGGAAAAAGGUGCAGGCGCUGGAGGUCUUUGCCCACGCCCUCCACUUCUUCAAGCGACAAGCUGUGCAGGAACUCAAGGACCAGUGCCCAGCGUUGCCAGAUAAAGAUGCCAUCCGGUGGGUGAUCACCGUGCCGGCCAUCUGGAAACAGCCCGCCAAGCAGUUCAUGAGAGAGGCUGCCUACUUGGCUGGGCUAGUUCCUCCGGAGAACCCCGAGCAACUGUUGAUUGCCCUGGAGCCAGAAGCGGCCUCCAUCUACUGCCGGAAGCUUCGCCUCAACCAGCUGAUAGACCUAAGCUAUAAACCCCAGGCCAACGGCCUCACCUCGGACCUGCCAAUUGACUCCAGCUUCAGGCAGGCCCGAGAACAGCUUCGCCGUUCCAGACACAGUAGAACUUUCCUGGUGGAGUCUGGGGUGGGAGAGCUUUGGUCUGAAAUGCAGACAGGAGACCGCUACAUCGUGGCCGACUGCGGAGGAGGGACAGUAGAUUUGACCGUUCACCAGAUCGAACAGCCUCAGGGGACCCUGAAGGAGCUUUACAAAGCAUCAGGGGGUCCUUAUGGGGCUGUGGGGGUGGACCUGGCCUUUGAGAAACUUCUCUGCCAGAUCUUCGGCGAGGACUUCAUUGCGACCUUCAAGGCCAAGCGCCCGGCGGCUUGGGUCGACCUGACCAUCGCCUUUGAGGCCCGCAAGCGGACGGCUGCACCUCACCGCUCCAAUCCUCUCAACAUCUCGCUGCCUUUCUCCUUCAUCGACUUCUACCGGAAGCAUCGGGGACAGAAUGUGGAGACGGCACUCAAGCGCAGCAGCGUGAACUUGGUGAAGUGGUCCUCCCAAGGGAUGCUGCGCAUGUCGUCCGAGGCCAUGAACGAACUCUUCCAGCCCACCACGAGUCAGAUUAUUAACCAUAUUGAUGUCCUCAUGAAGAAACCGGAAGUAAAAGGCAUCAAGUUCCUUUUCCUGGUGGGAGGGUUUGCCGAGUCGUCAAUGCUGCAACAUGCCGUCCAGUCAGCUUUCAGCGGCAUUUGCCGAGUCAUCAUCCCUCAGGACGUGGGGCUGACCAUCCUGAAAGGUGCGGUGCUGUUUGGCCUGGACCCCACCAUCGUCCGAGUGCGGCGCUCGCCCCUGACCUAUGGGGUGGGAGUGCUGAACAAAUUUGUGGAAGGGAAACACCCCAAGGAGAAGCUCCUGGUCAAGGAAGGGAAGAACUGGUGCACGGACAUCUUUGAGAAGUUUGUCUCCGUCGACCAGUCCGUGGCCCUGGGCGAGGUGGUGCAGAGGAGCUACUGUCCUGCCCGGGUGGGGCAGCGCAAGAUCAUCAUCAACAUCUACUGCUGUGCCACAGACAACGUGGUCUACAUUACCGAUCCCGGGGUGAGGAAGUGUGGCACCAUCAGCCUGGACUUGGACGAACUGGACGAUUCCAGUUCUCCAAAGAGGGGCCGUCGAGAGAUACGGGCAAGCAUGCAGUUUGGCGACACGGAGAUCAAGGUGGCGGCAAUGGAUGUCCGGACAUCAAAGACCGUGAGGGCUUCCAUCGAUUUCCUUUCCAACUGAUGCCUUGGGAAUCAGAGUCCUUGGGGGUGGGAGAGCCGUUACGCCACAGCUCCUCUUCUCUGCGAGCUUUUCUCUCUCUGCAAUCCAAGGGCUGACUCGUGUCUGACAUGGGAAGAAAUCAUAGGAAGCUUCCUUAUACGGAGUAAGACCAUUGGCCCAUUUAGUUUAGUAUUGUCUGCACUGACUGGCAGUGGCUCUCCUGGGUUCCAGACUGGGCUCUCCAAGUGUGUCCGCACUUCCAAAGAGCUGAAAGAGCUGAAAGCUGGGCUCCUGCUGGGAGGAAGGGCGGGAUAUAAAUCAAGUAAUAAAUAGAUCUGUCUCUCCUCCCCCCCCCCACUCGCCCUCCAGUCAACUUGUGAAUGAAUGCUCCGUUUGUGCAAAAAAGUAAUUCUCCUCUUAUAGCAGGCCUAGAAUUCUCCAGACCAGGGAGAGGGACUCCCACCCAGGGAGAACUAACUCAUAGCAGAUAAGUAAAUUAGCCUUAAGAGAAGCCUGAGACUGGCAGGGUUUGAAUACAAGUAAAGAAACAGGAAGAGAGAGCCGAAGAGACCCUGGGCAGUGACUAGCACAAGGCUAGUGAGGCUCCUCGGGCUAUGUGUCACUGUGGCACGGGAAGGGUUUAAGGGACUGUGUGGGCAAGGGCCAUAGCUCAAUGGCAGAUCUUCUGUUUUAUAUGCAGAUGGUCCUGGGUUCAAACCCCAGCAGCAUCUGCAAGUAGGGCUGGGAGGGACCCCUGCCUGAAAUCCUGAAGUCAGUGUAGAUGAAUCGGCGUUCUGACUCCAGUGUUGGGCAGUUUCGGGAGCCACCCCAGCAGCUGUGACCAGCUGAGCCUCCUGCCCUCUCUGGCACAGCAGCAGGGUUGGGACUCGUGGUCUGUCCCACAGGCAUCGCAAUCUGCAGCCCGGAGUGGUCAGCAAUGGCACAAAAAUCCCUUUAUUUACAUCACACUGCCUUUUCCUUCGAACUGCACCUUCCACGUGCGUGCAUGCGCACUUUUGAGGCACACCUUGGGAGCUGAGGGUAAGGGAGUCUGGGCCACCUGGAACCCAGGCUUGUAUCCCCGUGGACAUGCCAAUUUGCUUUCUUAAAAAGAAAGGGUAUGGCUUUAAGCAUUGCUACUCACCUUCCAGGUGGCAGCUAGCUUGGAAUGGAAGCAAAUAAAGGGGAAGGCAAGCAGACAGGCAUGUCCAUAAAGGAACAGGGGCCUUGUCCAGGUCAGUGAUGGCAACUCUACUCCAGGUACACGUUGCCAACCUUAUAACUGGGCUCUUGGCAGGCCCCGAUUUUGAACAGCAGGUGGCACUGUUGCCCCAUCUAUUGUGCCUUAAUCCACAUUAAAAACUAGGCCAGCCUUUGCCAACUUGGUGCCCCCCAGAUGUUUUGGGCUACUACUCAGCCUCUGCCAGCGUAGCUACUGUAAUCCAAAACAGCUAGAGGGCACCAGGUUGGGGAAGGCUGGUCUAUGCUAUAGCCGGGUUUAUACAGCUAGUUACAUCAAACACGCUACCAGCCUCUUUGCUCUUGUUUAAGAUCCCCUGCUUAGGGGCAAGUCACCAAACUAGAGAGGUGUCUGGUCUAGAGCUCUGCCACUAUUUUCUGCACUCAAAAAUCCAAACCUAUAGCUCAAAAAAGACAAAUAAUUAGGUGUUAGAACAAAUUAAAUCAGAACUGUCACUAGAAGCUAAAAUGAUGAAACUGAGGUUAUCAGUUUGGACACCUCAUGAGAAGACAUGAUUCACUAGAACAGACAAUAAUGCUGGGAAAAACAGAAGGGAGUAGAAAAAGAGGAAGGCCAAACGAGAGAUGGAUUGAUUCCAUAAAGGAAGCCACAGACCUGAACUUACAAGAUCUGAACAGGGUGGCUCAUGACAGAUGCUGUUGGAGGUCACUGAUUCAUAGGGUCGCCACAAAUCGUAAUUGACUUGAAGGCACAUAACAACAACAAAUAGCCCAGCAACACCCCUCACCACCACCCCCAGCGCCAGACUCAUCGAUUUCCUAUCACUGAGAAGCUCCGUGCAGUCUUUUCUGCCCAUCUCUCUUGGUAGAAGCAGAACUGAAAAACCACAGGUGUUAUCUCAGUACUGAUGUAGACUCUUAGAAACUUGAACUUUUGAGGUGUCCCAACUUUUCAGUGGCUGUUUCUGAAACAUCUGAUGCUUGUGACUGAGAACUGCCCAAGCGCCCACUGCGACUUUGCAAGGGAGGAGGGGGAGAAAGCCAGAAUAAGCUGACUCUGCCGGGAGUGACUCUCCCCUCCGCCCCACCAGCGCCAGGGGGCAUCAGCAGCCACUGCCAAACUGAGCAGGGUGGCGAACAGGAUCGCUCCCUUCCCUGAAAGAUCUUGCUGAAUAAAAUGUUGACAUUU